Messenger RNA from Vigna unguiculata (cowpea), 825 nucleotides. RefSeq lists its product as uncharacterized. Lineage: Eukaryota; Viridiplantae; Streptophyta; Magnoliopsida; Fabales; Fabaceae. The record is from RefSeq and is a predicted model, not a curated record.
AUGUUCAUGGAAGCACGCAAAAAAGGAAAGAAGCCCUAUUGGAUAUUUGAUGAUGUGUGGAACUCUUUAUUGUCCCAAUGGAAUUUACCUGAGUUUUGUGACAAGUCUAUACGAGCCAAAAAAAACCGAAGUUCAGAUAUGGGUGGUUGUUUACACACAGGUGGCUCCAUAAGUACUCAUGAGCAUGCUAUUCGCAUGGAAAAGGAGUUAGGUCGUCCUGCACACAUUGAUGAGGUAUUUAAGAAAACCCAUGUACGAAAGACUACUGGCGAAUUUGUUGAUGAAAGAUCGAGAAUAACAUAUGAACAAUUUGAGAUUAGAUUUUCUGAAGCUCGAUCACAGGAUACCUCUAAUGGACAAUCAGAAUCAUCUCCCGUUGAUCCUACAGAGGAAGAGAGAAUAAGAACUGAAAGUUGGCUUGUUGCUACAGGAGGCAAGAAGAAAGGUCGAAUCUAUGGGAUUGGAGAGCUUGCCCAUAACUUUAAAUUAGGUGAUAACCUCAUAUAUAAUGUAGGUUCAACUUCCUCUCUUGAUUCACAACAAAUUGACCAGCUUAAAGAAGAAGUCAAAAAUUACAGGGAAGGCAACCAACAACUUAAAGAACAAGUCCAAAAUUAUAGGGAAGACAAUGAGAAACUUAAACAGACAAUGCAAUCAUUGCUUAGUGUUGUCCUCCCUAUGCUUCCCAUUGAUGCUCGAAGUGCAUUUGAAAAACAACUAGAACAACAUCCUAGACAAAGCCAAGAGCAACAACCACCACCCAACCAAGAACACAAUGAGCAUGCACAACAUGGAGAUGAAGAUCAUGAUUAUGCCAAUUAUUAG